AUGGCGGGUACUCUUUCCAUGCACGUUCCCGUGGUGGCGGCAGCCGUGCCGGCCGCCGGCCUGCCUCAGCCCGUCGCACACUCCUUAAGGCGCGCCGCACUCGUGCCGCUGCGCGUACGUCGUGCCGCUGCGCGUACGUCAAAGGAGGGCCGCCGGCACACUCGCCGCGCACCCGACCUCACGGAGGACGAACGCGUCGCGCUCACCGAGCGAUACGAAGAGUUUCUCGUGGCGGGCGGCGCACUGGACGUGGAGAUCUUCAACCGCGGCAUGCAGCCGUUGGCGUAUAGCAUAAAGACAAAGAACAUGGGCGGCGUGAUGAGCCGCUACCUGGACGGCAUCUUUUUCCUGUUUAUCUUCGCCGCGCGCUCCGAAGCGCAGGUGAAUCUGCAGCAGCGCCUCAACCGCGACGAUGACGUCAUCCGCUCCACCACCUUCCGCCUCAAGGCGUGA
Messenger RNA from Closterium sp. Yama58-4, 453 nucleotides. Lineage: Eukaryota; Viridiplantae; Streptophyta; Zygnematophyceae; Desmidiales; Closteriaceae. The record is from the annotation of a GenBank genome assembly.